UGCCGUGACACGGGUAUUUCGAUGGUCUGACAAGCAUCCCCGCUCCCUACUGCGGAGGUGGAAGCUGUGGGGUAACAGAGCAAGUACAAAUAUAUCCAAGUUGCAACUUCUUACAAACAUUCUGUCGAAAUUCUUGGUCCGUCAAAGUUCGCAGCUCAAUCUGUGUUGUCUUCUAUCCACAAGUUUAGACAUUUCACCACAAUACACAUCUUCCCCAUCCCGUGACCCUCGCCCAAAGUUUCAAACCCCCUCCUAUAAUCACUAUCAAAAUGCGCGGCAAGAUCGCCCUCGAGGAAGCAUUCGCGCUCCCACGCUUCGCUGAAAAGCAACGCUGGUGGGCCGGCCUGUUCGCACUGGAUCCAGACAAGCACGUCGCCGAGAUCAACGACAUCACAGAGCAGCGCAUCAAAUACAUGGACGAGCAUGACGUCGGUUACACGCUGCUCUCUUACACAGCGCCCGGUGUGCAAGACAUCUGGGACCCGAAGGAGGCGCAGGCCCUCACUGUGGAGAUCAACGAUUAUAUCGAGGGUGCGAUCAAGGGGAAGGAGGACAGACUGGGGGCACUGGCCACAUUGAGCAUGCACUCCCCCGCCGAAGCCGCGGCCGAGUUGCGUCGCUGCGUCGCCAAGGGCUUCAAGGGCGCGCUCGUGAACGACACGCAACGCGCCGGGCCAGAAGGCGACGAUAUGAUCUUCUACGACGGGCCAGAAUGGGACGAAUUCUGGGGCACUGUGGCCUCGCUGGAGGUGCCGUUCUAUCUGCACCCGCGCAACCCAACUGGCAGUAUCCACGAGAAGCUGUGGGCGAAGCGUUCGUGGCUGAUCGGGCCGCCGCUGUCGUUUGCGCAAGGCGUCAGCCUGCACGUGCUGGGGAUGGUGACGAACGGGGUGUUUGACCGGCAUCCGACGCUGCAGGUGAUAAUUGGGCAUUUGGGGGAGCAUAUCCCGUUUGAUCUGUGGCGGAUCAAUCACUGGUUUGAGGAUAUCAAGAAGCCGCUUGGGCUGUCGUGCAAGAAGACGAUUCGCGAGUACUUUGCGCAGAAUAUCUGGAUUACGACCAGUGGGCACUUUUCGACACCGACGUUGCAUUACUGUAUGACCGAGCUGAGCGCAGAUCGGAUUUUGUUCAGUAUUGAUUAUCCUUUUGAGAAUUUCAAGGAUGGGUGUGAGUGGUUUGAUAAUAUGGAGAUAAAUGAUACGGAUAGGAGGAAGAUUGGGAGGGACAAUGCGAAAGCGUUGUUCAAGUUGGGGAAGUUCAAGGACUCAGAGGCGUAGGAUGGACGAACCAGGGGAUGAAUGUCUUGUGGGAUACCAUGUCUGCUAGAAAGAUGUGCGCAAUUUAUCUAUAUAUACCUGUUCUUUGGCAUAGUUAAUUGAAACUCUAUGAAGUUAGAUGUGAUGGC
Messenger RNA from Pseudovirgaria hyperparasitica, 1405 nucleotides. RefSeq names its product amidohydrolase 2. NCBI's taxonomy places the organism in Eukaryota, Fungi, Ascomycota, Dothideomycetes, Acrospermales, Acrospermaceae. The transcript is spliced from 2 exons. Gene Ontology annotation, biological process: secondary metabolic process. Gene Ontology annotation, molecular function: carboxy-lyase activity; hydrolase activity. The record is from RefSeq and is a predicted model, not a curated record. Gene Ontology annotation, cellular component: cytoplasm; cytosol. Bases 270 to 1277 code for a protein of 335 amino acids.